Molecule: messenger RNA, 3281 nt
Organism: Argentina anserina (silverweed cinquefoil)
Lineage: Eukaryota; Viridiplantae; Streptophyta; Magnoliopsida; Rosales; Rosaceae
Product: transcription factor bHLH155
Exons: 11
Coding region: 902-3082 (726 amino acids)
Biological process (GO): regulation of DNA-templated transcription
Molecular function (GO): protein dimerization activity; DNA-binding transcription factor activity
Source: RefSeq, a predicted model, not a curated record
CUCUCUCUCACUCAGUGACUUCCUCUCUCUCUCUCUCUCUCUCACAGAGAAAAAAAAGCUUCUUUUUCACUCCCUGAAAGAAAAGGAAAGCCAUUGAAGCUUCUCUCUCUCCCUCUCUGCUUUUUGGUAGAAAAAGCUGCAUUGUCGUUUGAAAAUGGCAGCGUCUGUAGCCCAAAGGUUUCAACUUUGAUUCACACCCUUGGGUUCAUACCUUCAUUUCUUCAGACCCCAAAUAUCCCCAAACCUCAAAACCCCAGAUCGUCGCAGCAACAUACCAUUCUUCUCAGCUCAAUCUGACCUUUUCUUCAGUCCAAAUCUCAGCUCAGAACUCAGAAGGCUCGGCGGAUCAUCAAUUCUGGAGAAUGGUCACUUGUUCCUAGGAAGAUCGAUGUCGUCGGACAUUCGCUAGGGUUUAAGUCCAACGCAGUUCUACUCACCUUUCGUGUCGAAAUAGCUAAAGAGUGAAUCUUUCCUGCUCAAUUCGGUUUUCCGAUUCGAUUCUGUAGCUCCGUUGACCGAUCCAUGGCGGAAUGCGGCUGUACGGGAGCCUCUGAUUCAGCAUUUCAGCCAUUCGAGGCUGCGGAUUGGUGAGGGUGUGUUGAGCAGAGUCUUGAAUUGGGCGGAUUGGUGGUGUGUGAGAGGAGGAGAAGGGGGGAUGGGAACGGAUCGUCUGCCAUUAGCGGCGGUGGGGCCACCGAUAAAGCGGCGAGCGGGGCUACGGAGGAAGCAGGCGGGCAGAGGCUCAUAUAGGGGAAGUUAGGGUAAGGAUUUUCGCGCCAAAAAAAAAAUUGUAAAUUGCACUGGGGGUUUUUUGAUUGCUUGGUGUUGUUGUUUUAGAGGUGGUUUAGGAAAUUAAGCAAAACAAAACAAAAAGGUUGGGAAUUUCGGAGAGGAGUGAGAGAUGGGGACUGACUUGCACCAAGCGCUGAGAAGCCUUUGUUUGAAUACGGAGUGGAACUAUGCAAUUUUCUGGAAACUGAAGCACCGGGCUCGAAUGGUGUUGACUUGGGAGGACGCUUACUAUGAUAACUGUGAGCAACAUGACAAUUCAGGGGAUGAAAGCUUUAUUAAGACACUGGAAGCAUUGCCUGGCGGCCAUAAUCCACACGAUCCCCUCGGACUAGCCGUGGCAAAAAUGUCGUAUCAUGUAUAUACUCUGGGGGAAGGAAUUGUUGGACAAGUGGCAAUUACUGGGAAGUAUCAGUGGAUCUUUGCAGAUAAUAUUGUGAGGCAUAACUGUUCACCGUCUGAGUACGGUGAUGGGUGGCACAGUCAAUUUUUAGCUGGCAUAAGGACCGUUGCCAUUGUAGCUGUUGUUCCACAUGGAGUUGUACAGCUUGGUUCUUUAAACAAAAUCACUGAAAAUGUGAAGCUGGUAUCACAUAUAAAAAAUGCUUUCAUGGCUCAAGAUUCCCCAGUACGGCGUAUCCAAUCUAGCAUAGACAGUUCAGGAUGUGAGGCAAUAUCUCCAACAAAUUUGGCUUCAGGGGCUUUUCCUGAUUGCUUGCAAGAUAUAGAUAAGGCCAUAAAUAUAAAAAAGUCGGAUAUAUGGUUGUCCGCCUUUCCCCAGUGUGGGAAAGACGAUGAUAGUUCUUAUAUGUUUCCAUUGACUCGCAAUCUCAAAAAUGCAGUUGAAGUGGUCAAUAAGCAUGGUGAACUUGAGUCAUCCAACAUAGGAGGUGAUGAGACUUCCAACAUAUCUCAGUCAAAAUCAAGUAUCUUCAAUUUGGGAAGUUGCAAAUUAGUAGGAAUGGAAUUACUUGAUAGCAGGAAGUGUACAGGGGAGAGUAGUGGCUGCAAAAAUUUGGGGAUGUCUUCCCCGAACAAUGCCACUUCAUUCUCUCAUGCUAAUGAUUGUGCAGACUUAUCUUCAACAUUUGUCAACUCUGACAGGGUUGAUUCGGACAAUAUAGAUUUUUACCGUAGUGAGGUGUUGCUGCAUGUAAAUGAACCCUCAGAUGUUAAGUUUCAGAACAACCUGGAAAAUCUGAAGUUUCAGGCUGAAACAGGUCAGGUGGACACAUCAAGUUCAUCUUUGAUGUUCCCUGCUGGCUGUGAGUUGCAUGAAGCACUUGGACCAUCUUUUAUGAAUAAGAGCAACUAUUUUGAUUGGGAAGCGGAGAAGAUUGGUGACAGAAUUACUGCUGAGAUGCCUGACGGAAUGAAUUCUAGCCAAUUGACUUCUGAUUCUUGCCCAGAACAUCUUCUCGAAGCUGUAGUGGCUAAAGUUUGCCAUAGUGGUAGUCAUGUUAAAAGUGAAAAAUCUUUCUGUAAAUCAAUGCAGUCUCUGUUGACAACUGAAAAGUAUCCAGAGCCUUCUAGCCAUACUACACAUACGCUUGAUUCAGAAAAUUAUUCCAUUGAUCAGCCGUCUAUGAGAGGAGAGGACACGCAACAAUGCUUGAGCUCAUCAGGGAGAUGUGGGGUGAUAUCCCCAAAAUGGUUUUCGUCACCUUGUCCAAGUGCUUGUAGUGAACAGCAGGAGAGGUCAUCAGGACCAGCUAAAAACAACAAGAAGAGGGCUAGACCUGGUGAGACUUCUAGACCUAGGCCGAGGGACAGACAAUUAAUCCAAGAUCGUAUCAAGGAACUGCGAGAGCUAACACCAAAUGGAGCAAAGUGCAGUAUUGAUUCACUGCUGGAGCGCACAAUCAAGCACAUGUUAUUUCUUCAGAGUAUCACUAAGCAUGCGGAUAAACUAAAUAAGUGUGCUGAUGCAAAGUUGUGUCCCAAGGAAACAAGCAUGCUAGGAUCCUCUAACCAUGAAAGGGGAUCGAGCUGGGCGGUGGAGGUGGGAGGCAAUCUAAAAGUGUGUUCAAUAGUAGUAGAGAAUCUGAACAAGAAUGGGCAGAUGGUUGUGGAGAUGAUGUGUGAAGAAUGCAGCCAUUUCCUUGAGAUUGCUGAAGCUAUAAGGAGCUUGGGUCUAACAAUUCUAAAAGGUGUAACAGAGGCCCGUGGUGACAAGACAUGGAUAUGUUUCAUAGUUGAGGGGCAGAACAACAGAAAUAUACACAGGAUGGAUAUCUUGUGGUCCCUUGUUCAGAUACUGCAGCCCGAGAACCCUAUUCAACAACAGCUAUAGCAUGUUUGGCUGGCCCUGGGAAUUGCACUCUAGGGUUCUUCUGUAAAUUACUGCAAAUCAUUUGUGAUCUGAUUGGUAUAUGUAUGUUUUUCCUUUUUCUGAUUGAACACCCACCCUUAAAUUCAAAAGAAAAGCAAGAAGCACCUAUAGGAGGUAGAAUGUAAGACUACAUAAUUUGCUAGGAGAUAUUUUCCCCCUU